AUGGUCCCUGAGAAGAUCCCUGUGCUGCUGCUUUAUUUAUUUCAUCGCUCCAUAUGGUUGGUUGCAGGUGAACAUGCACUGGAAAUAGCUAGGAUUGUCAACCUCCAGGUAUCCAUCAAGUUGGGUUUUUCUCAUUUCUGUGGUGGCAGUUUGAUCCAUGAAAACAUAGUGGUUACCGCAGCUCACUGUGUGGUAAAUCUUGACUCGGAACUUGUGAAGAACUUGAUUGUGACUGUUGGAGAAUAUGACCUCAGAAGGACAGAUAAAGGCGAACAAAACAUUCCUGUCUCAAAAGUCAUUCUCCACCCUGCGUUCAGCAGAUUUGGGUAUAUGAAUUCAGAUAUAGCUCUUCUGUAUCUGAAAUACAGAGUAAAAUAUGGGCCUGAAGUUCAGCCAAUCUGUCUUCCCCACAAAGAAGACACAUUUGAAGUAGGGAUGCUCUGUGUGGUGAGUGGGUGGGGCAAGGUCUCUGAAGCUGGUGCUCUGUCCAAUAUACUACAGGAAGUGGCUCUGCCCAUCCUUGAUAGCAGAAGUUGCAGUGAGCUGUUGGAAACAUUGAAUUUGCCUCCAAUGGGGAGCUCUGUGCUGUGUGCUGGCUUUCCUGAUGGCAGAAAGGAUGCAUGCCAGGGUGAUUCUGGAGGCCCACUAGCAUGCAGGAAACCCAGCGGCAUCUGGACUCUGGCUGGUGUCACAUCUUGGGGGAUUGGGUGUGCGAGAGGCUGGCUGGCUGGCGAGAGAAGCCCUGGAGGCAGAGGCUCCCCAGGCGUCUUUGCUAAUGUUGCUGAGCUGCAAGACUUUGUAGCUCAGAAUAUGGCCAUUAUACUUGAGCCAAGCCACUCACUGCCCACCAGUCUGGAAGACUGCAGCUCCCAUGGAAUGUCAAUAUUUGGAGAAAGGGGCCACAUUCGGCACCCACGCCUCAUGGGGGAUCAUUAUCUUGAUAACAGCCUCUGCGUCUGGAAUAUAACUGUGCUGGAAGAUAGAUUCAUGCUCGUGCAGUUUAUCAAAGUAGACAUAGAAGAUCAGGUUGGAUGUGACCAUGACUCCGUGACUUUUCAUUCAAGCGAGGGGAAAUUAAUUGGUAAAGUCUGUGGUCAUGUGUUACCCUCCCCUCUGCUGAUAGACUCUAACCGAGCAACAGUCACUUUUGUGUCUGACAGUAGCUAGACUGGGGGCGGCUUUGAGUUCCUUUUCACUGCUGUGCAUAAGGCUUCUGAAGCAGGUUCCGGCUGUGGCAGUGUCGCAAUGCUGGUGGAAGAGGGGAAGAUUGACACAGCUAAUUACCCUGGCUUGUAUCCCAGCCACACCAAAUGCCAUUGGCUCAUUGAAGCCCCCGUGGAUCAUGCCAUAAAGUUGGAAUUUGAGGACUUUGCUGUGGAAGUCAGCCAGGACUGUAUUUAUGAUGCCAUCACUGUGUUUGGAGAUACAGAAGAGGAACACCGACUAGCUCUUCUUUGUGGUUUCUCAAUUCCUCCCCCCAUCUGGAGCUCUGGAAAUAUCUUGCUGAUACACUUUCAGAGUGAUGGAGAGAACAACUUUCGAGGAUUCAAGGCCAGAUUUACCUUUUCCCCCUCAGAAAACACCCAAGCUGAAUUUGCAGGGCCGGUGUUUGUACAAGCAUCCAUUCCAAAGCAGGUACCUGCAGAUGUUUGUGGCUCUCCCCCCUUUGGUCCUCAGUGGCAGUCCAGACGUGUUGUUGGGGGAGAAGAAAGUUGUCCCCACUGCUGGCCAUGGCAUGUAGGCUUGCAUUUUCUGGGGGACUACGCAUGUAGUGGUGUCAUCAUUGGCCCAGAUUGGGUGCUCACUGCAGCCCACUGUUUGCAGCUAGCAAACAAAUCGUUAUAUUGGACAGUGGUUGCUGGAGACCAUGACAGAUUACUGAAGGAACCAGCUGAACAGGUAAGAAGAGUAAAGACCAUUUUAAUCCAUGAAGACUUUGAUGUCACAAGUUAUGAUUCUGACAUCGCCUUGGUCCAGCUCGAAGGCCCCCUCACUUACAACGCUGCAGUGCGGCCAAUAUGUUUGCCCAACUACACAGAGCUAUUAUUUGAUUCUCUGCUUUGUACGGUGACUAGUUGGGGAAGCAUCCAAGAAGCUGGGGGCCUCACCAGCCGCUUGCAGCAGACCCAAGUGCCUAUGCUUAAUAAUGAUGUCUGUGAGCAAAAUUAUUAUUUCAACCACCCCAGAGGGAUAACAGCCAGGAUGCUCUGUGCCGGGUUUGCAUCCUCCAGAGGCCAAGGCACUUGCCAGGGGGAUUCAGGUGGCCCGCUGGUUUGUCAAAAUGAGGACUCAUCAUUUACACUCUACGGCAUUGUCAGCUGGGGCGUAGGAUGUGCCAGGCCAAAGAAACCAGGUGUUUAUACAAGAGUGAGCGUCUUUCUGGACUGGAUCUUCUCCAGAAUGAAAGAAAAGGGGCCAGCGGGUAUGCCGAUAAAUAAUACUGGACAUGAAACCUUAGUGGGACCACCAAAGUCAUUUAUGAAUCUGUCAGGACAAUGGCCAAAGAUGGGGGAAAGCAUGAAAUACCUCAACAAUCUGAGCCAGCAGCUGGCUGACUGCAGAGAUGCCAUCCUCAUUGCCCGGGAAGGAAUGAUCCAGUCGCCACGUUUUCCAAAUGGGUAUUCCGACAUGGCUAGCUGUCACUGGAGAAUUGUCAGCCCAUUAAAUUCUGUCAUUCAGUUGGAUUUCUUAGACUUCAUGUUUGAAAAAUCUCUUUCGGAAUGCCAUGGUGGACUCUCCAUUUAUGAAGGAUCUGAAUCAGCAAAGGAGGUGCUCGGUAAUUUCUGUGAUGGAGCUCCACGCUUUCCAUUAAAGUCUCAUGGUCCUGUGGUGAUGCUGACCUUUAAUUCUGGCACAGCAACAACGAUGAAAGGAUUUGUUCUUGCCUACAGAAUCCAUGAAAUUCAGCCCAGUCCAGUCUUAAAGAGAAUGAGAGACAAUGGUAAAGGAUGUCCAAUUCUGGAUCUGAUUCCAGUCGGAAUUGCCGAGAUCACUUCUCCUAAUUACCCGCAUAUUUACCCCAGUUUAUCGACCUGCACAUGGACAGCUUAUUCUGCUUCAGGGAACAGGCUGAAAGCUGUGAUCAAGGAUCUUGAAACCGAGGAAAGCAGGGACUGUGUCUGGGACUCUCUUAACAUUUAUGAUGGACCGGAUUGUAAUUCAGCAGUACUUGGUUGUUUAUGUGGCAAAAAAAGGGAUCUCCAAUUUGUUUCCAGUGGCAGUUACUUGACGGCGUGUUUCAAAACAGUCGAGGACAGAGGCUUCAAGAUGGUGUUUGAAGAGCUCAAUCAACGACCAGCACAGAGAAGCAAAAAUGGGAUAGAGUUCAAGAGUCAAUGUAACUGAAGCUCAGAACCAACAUUGACAUCAGUCUUCUCAAUUAGCUCUCUGUGUGUGCAUGCAAUAAGUGUCUGGCAAUGUGCGUCAUAAAGGCAUUCUUGGAUGAGUUGAGCAAUAA
Heteronotia binoei (common prickly gecko) is the source of this 3457-nucleotide messenger RNA. It is a transcript of the gene OVCH1, whose product is annotated as ovochymase 1. Gene Ontology annotation, molecular function: serine-type endopeptidase activity. The record is from RefSeq and is a predicted model, not a curated record. Gene Ontology annotation, biological process: acrosome reaction; proteolysis. Lineage: Eukaryota; Metazoa; Chordata; Lepidosauria; Squamata; Gekkonidae.